CUGCCUCUUACGGUUUAUUAUCCCCCCCCCUCUUUAGUCUAAUUGAAUUAACAAACUUAAACAUAAACUCGAAACACAGUGAUUUAAUUGUUCUCUUGGUUACAUCAGAAGGGAAAACGGUAUCUGAAGCUUCUUUAGCUCCAUUGCUGCUUGUAUUUCCGCAUUGAAGGUGGAGACUUGCUGUGUUACGUUUAGGGAAGUUGCUCAAUAACGGAAAUCCACAAUUUUAGAAACUGCUUUCAGUCAGGGUUCUGAUGUUCCGUUUUUAAAGGUGUAUUUUAAGGACGACACGGACAACCCAUAACAAAAACACACCCAUACCAGCGUUUUAACUCAGACAGUUAACACACUAAUUGAUUUUGUGUCGGUAGUCCCACUUAAAAUGAAUAAUUCAGUGACUUCCUCUACUUACAUCCGCAACCUCAGGUAUAGUUUACUUCGCAAGCUGUCCGACUUUUUGGACCCUCAAGACAGGUGGAAAGAUGUGAUUGUGUCGAUACGGAAGCCGGGCGGGGAGUUUAAAUACACACAGCACCACGUGAGGAGAUUUGAGGGCCUCAUUGCUCAGGGCAAGAGUCCAACAGUGGAGCUGCUGUCAGACUGGGGGACCGCCAACAGUACAGUGGGUGAACUUGUGGACAUCUUAAAGAGUAACAAGUUAUUGGCUGCUGCUUGUCUUCUGCUACCUGAUGCUGUAGAAGAGUGUGUGCCUGCAGUAACACAGCUGGCCCCUGCACCAGUUCAAACAUACAAUGACUGUCCUACAAGACUACUGGAAGACAGAGAUCCACAGACAUCACCUGACAGCCCGGUGCUGCCAACACAGUCUCCACUGGAAAGCACUGAAGAAGGCCAACCAGGUUUCUCCAGUUUCUUGUACAAUGAGCUGAUGAGGAUUACAGGCAACUUUGACGACCGGCCCAUAUCAGAUGGCGGCUGCAGGCUCGGAGAGGGAGGCUUUGGCACUGUAUACAAAGGUCUCCUAAAUGACAAACCUGUUGCAGUUAAAAAACUCAGUCCAGGGGAUGACGUUUCCAUAGAUGAGCUGCGGGUGCAAUUUGACCAAGAGAUACAAACUCUGAGAGUGUUGACACAUGAGAAUUUGGUCGACAUGGUGGGAUUUUCUUGUGAUGGACAGCACCCAUGUUUGGUGUACGCGCUCAUGUGCAAUGGGUCUCUACUAGACCGGCUAGCUUGCUUGGAAGGAAGCCCUCCACUCUCCUGGCGACAGAGAUGUUCAAUAGCUGAAGGGACAGCAAGAGGCUUGGAGUAUCUGCAUAACAAUCAUCAUUUCCACAGAGAUGUUAAAAGCGCAAAUAUCCUGUUGGAUGAAAACUUUGUGGCAAAGAUCUCUGACUUUGGGCUGACAAGAGCAUCGGCCAAGCAUACAUUGACCACCAUGAUGACGGAGAGGGUUGUGGGUACCCGUGCAUACAUGGCACCCGAGGCGCUGAGAGGACAGAUCACUGCGAAAUCUGACGUCUUCAGCUUUGGAGUGGUGUUGUUAGAAUUAUUGUCUGGACUCCCGCCAGCCGCUGAAAACCGUGAGCCCCAGUUCCUGAUGGAUAUAAGGGAUGAUAUAGAUGAUGAAGAAGAGGACCUGACUUUGGAGGACUUCCUGGACAAGAAGAUGGGAGACUGGGAGCUGAGCCAUGUGGAGAGUAUCUACUCUUUAGCCUGUAACUGUCUCCACGAGAGGAAAAACAGACGGCCAGUCAUCAAACAGGUUCUGCUGGAGAUCAAAGGAGUGGUCAAAAACAUCUCUGUGGAUUUGUUGGUACUGCAGUGAAACAUCCCGGAGAAGAUUUCUGAGCCUCAUGUAUUUACAGUGUAUCAACUGACUGACCAAAAAUUAUAUAUUUUUUAUAAAUGUUCUCUUUAUGAUGUUUUUUCUUCCAGUUUUUAUGUUUUUUAAAUUUUAUUUUGAAAAAGA
This is a messenger RNA of Notolabrus celidotus (New Zealand spotty), 1933 nucleotides long. It is a transcript of the gene irak4, whose product is annotated as interleukin-1 receptor-associated kinase 4. The transcript is spliced from 11 exons. Gene Ontology annotation, molecular function: magnesium ion binding; protein serine/threonine kinase activity; ATP binding. Gene Ontology annotation, biological process: protein phosphorylation; signal transduction. Bases 383 to 1789 code for a protein of 468 amino acids. NCBI's taxonomy places the organism in Eukaryota, Metazoa, Chordata, Actinopteri, Labriformes, Labridae. The record is from RefSeq and is a predicted model, not a curated record.